AUGGAGGGCCGGGCGCAGUUCUGGGUGUCCUGCUGGCACGCUACACCUUUCACAAGUCUACCUGUCCGGGAAGAAAUGAUGGCAAAAUACUCUAACCUUUCCUUGGAGAGUCAUAACAUAUCACUGACUGAACAUUCCAAUAUGCCAGUCGAAAAAAAUAUCACUUUAGAAAGACCUUCUAAUAUAGAACUCACAUGCCAAUUCACGACAUCUGGAGAUUUGAAUUCAGUAAAUGUGACUUGGAGAAAAGGUGAUGAACUACUUGAGAAUAAUUAUCUCAUCAAUGCAACAGGAAGCAUCCUGUAUACCCAAUACAUGUUCACCAUCGUUAAUAGCGAACAAAUGGGAAGUUAUUCUUGUUUCUUUGAGGAGAAAAAGGAACAAAGGGGCACAUUUAAUUUCAAAGUCUCUGAACUUCAUGAAAAAAAGAAACCGUUGAUCACUUAGGUAGGGGAUUCAGUUGUCUUGAUGUGUAAAUGUCAAGACUGUUUUCCUUUAAAUUGGACCUGGUACAGUAGUAAUGGGAGUGUACAGGUUCCUGUUGGUGUUCCAAUGAACAAUAAGUAUGUGAUCAAUGGAAAAAAUGCUAAUGAAACAAGGCUCAAGAUAAUGCAACUUUCAGAGGAAGAUCAGGGAUCUUACUGGUGCCAUGCAAUAUUCCAAUUAGGCGAGAGUGAAGAACACAUUGAAAUUGUCGUGCUGAGUUAUUGGGUGCCCCUCAAAGCAUUUCUUGCAAUAGCUGCUGAGGUUGUUCUUUUAGUGGCUAUUAUUCUGCUUUGUGAAAUGUACACCCAAAAGAAAAAGAAGCACUCAGAUGAUGGGAAGGAAUGUGAACAAACUGAACAGCUGAAAUCAGAUGAUAGCAAUGGUAUAGAAAAUAAUGCUCCCAGGCACAGAAAAAAUGAAUCUGUGGGCCAGUGAAUGAGAAACAUCAUGUCAAGAGUCACAGGAAGAUGUCAAAAAGUUUGGAUUUCAGCUUUGUUUCUGCUUCCUGU
Molecule: messenger RNA, 995 nt
Organism: Balaenoptera musculus (blue whale)
Lineage: Eukaryota; Metazoa; Chordata; Mammalia; Artiodactyla; Balaenopteridae
Product: embigin-like
Exons: 1
Biological process (GO): axon guidance; dendrite self-avoidance; homophilic cell-cell adhesion
Cellular component (GO): plasma membrane; axon
Molecular function (GO): cell-cell adhesion mediator activity
Source: RefSeq, a predicted model, not a curated record